Messenger RNA from Amblyraja radiata (thorny skate), 2826 nucleotides. It is a transcript of the gene colec11, whose product is annotated as collectin sub-family member 11. Lineage: Eukaryota; Metazoa; Chordata; Chondrichthyes; Rajiformes; Rajidae. The coding region runs from base 170 to 985 and encodes 271 amino acids. The record is from RefSeq and is a predicted model, not a curated record. The transcript is spliced from 7 exons.
GAGCCGAUUCUUUGGGCAGGCUAUAUCAACCAGUCAACUUAAAAAAAACAUUGGUAAACAAGAGCAGCAAUAAAGUUUAUCUGUGCGAUGGGAGAACAAGCUGAGGAUGAUUCCUUGUGCACUGCUCUGUGUUCCAUCAUAAGGAGUCAAUGAACUUCGUGUGGACAUUAUGAACAGCGGACUAUUUUUACUGGUGUUGCUAAUUGGACUGCUGGUCCUGUCCUUGCUCAGAUCUGGAGAAUCUCAACACAUAGCAGAUGAAUCAUGCUCAGUACAAAUCCUUGUCCCUGGUCUGAAAGGUGAACCUGGGGAAAAAGGGGAGAAAGGAGAACCUGGAAGAAUAGGAAAAGUUGGCCCACUUGGACAGUCAGGAUCUAUGGGAGAAAAAGGCUCAAAAGGCAUGAUGGGUCGUUAUGGAAAAGUGGGCCCGGCUGGGUUAAAAGGAAGCAAAGGGGACGCUGGCGAUUUAGGCCUAAAAGGAGAAGCUGGUGAUCCAGGCUUACCCUGUGAAUGUGGCCAGCUGAGAAAGGUAAUUGGAGAAAUGGACAUCCUGGUGACAAAGCUAACACAUGAACUCAAUUUCAUAAAAAAUGCUGUUGCUGGAGUACGAGAGGUAGAGAAUAAGAUUUACCUGCUGGUGAAGGAAGAGAAGAGAUACACUGAUGCCCAUGAGUAUUGUCGUGACCGAGGAGGACUUCUCAUAAUGCCGAAAGAUGAGGCAACUAAUAGCCUCAUUGCAUCUUAUAUCAGCGAAGCAGGGCUCAGCAGGGUGUUCAUUGGCAUUAAUGACCUGGAGGAGGAAGGUCGCUUCAUCUUUGCAGAUGGAUCACCCUUGCUGAUCUUCAACAAAUGGCGGAACGGAGAACCGAACAAUGCCUACGAUGAAGAAGAUUGUGCAGAAAUGGUAUCCUCUGGAGGGUGGAAUGACGUGGCCUGUCAUAUUACAAUGUAUUUUGUCUGUGAAUUUGACAAAGAUGUACCUUAAAUCAGCCGGCUCCUGAAUGUAGCAUAUUAUUCCGUGCCUGCAAUGGAUAAAUCUGUGUUAGUUUUAAAAGUCUAUGAUACCUCAACGGAGAAUGAUUACAACCACCAGAGUUUUAGUUUCAAUUUUAUUUUUCACUAUUAUUAGAUUUACAGCAUGACUAAAUAUAUAAUUUUUUAGCAGAAGAUUGUGUCCUUCUUUAUCCUUACUGAAAAGAAGAUUGAAGAUUACUUGGACUUUAUAUCUAAAGACGAAGGGUUCUAGAAUGUGCGGUAAUAAAAAUAGGGAGGUGUGUAUAACCAGAGACCAAUCUGAGAUCAAUUGUUUCACAGUAUUGCAUUAAGACAAAUUAACACUUUUUCAGUACCUAAAUUUAUUUUUCGUUCUUUAUAAUGGUUUGAACUUUUUGAUUGAUUAUUGAAUACUGUGAAGAUAAGCUUACUAGCUUUGAGUUGUCAAAACCCUGAAUCUCCACACCACCAACUCCUAAAUCUUGGGUAACUGGUCUGAAAUUACAGAGUUUUAGUUUAGUUUAUUAUUGUCACCUGCACCAAGGUACAGUGAAAGGCUUUUUUGUUACAUUGGCAAGCCAAAACAUAGUCUAGGCAACUGUUUUGCCGAACACUUGCGCUUUGUCCACCAAGGCCUGUUGGAUCUCCUGCUUGAUAACCACUUCCUUCACUCACCUUCCCAUUGCCAUACCCACCUUUCUGUCCUUGGCCUCCUCCAUUGGCAGAGUGAGGUCGUACGCAAACUAGAAGAGCAGCAUCUCGCAUUCCACACGGGUAGCGGACAAUCCAACGGUAUGAACAUUGGAUUCUACACAUUCACUGCUUGUCUUGAUGCUUUGUGGCAAGAAUUGGCACGAGCCACAGGAAGAGCAGAAUAAUAUAAGGGCUGAAUUUUACAGGAGACAUGGACCUUCAAUGGAGAAUUGUGGAGGUGGGGUGGGGACACAAGGACAUAGAGAUCUGGGCACAUGUGUGAAUAGUUCAUUGGAAAUGACAGGGCAGAUUGAGAAAGUGGUUAAGAAAAGGAAACUGGAUCAUGGACUUUAUGGCAAAAAGAGAGCAGGAAACUGAUUCAGCCACAUUGAUAGCUGAAUUCAGGUCUGGGCAGCGCACUGCACGAGAGAUGUGAAAGUUUCAGAGGGAGUACAGAAGGGAUUUACAAAUAAUGGCAGUAGUGAUGGGACUUAGUUACGUGGAGAGCGUGGACAGGCUGGGAUAAUUUUUCUUAGCCCAGAAGUGGCAUGUGGAGACCUGAGUGAGGUAUUUACAAUUAUGAUGGGAAUGGACAGAGUAGAUAAAAACUAUUCCCAUUUAUAGAGGGUUCAAAAACUAGGAUGUGGAAUGAAGAUGUGUAAAAGAAAACAAAUGGAAUGAAGAAAAUGUAUCUGAAAUAACGACUGGCUUAGGUUGGCAAUGCAGCGCCAGGGAGUAGUGAAAGCAGAUUCAAGUGUAACAUUGAAAAGGGAGUGGAGUGUACGCAUGUGCGGGGCCUAUCCAGAGUGUGCGCAUGUACGGGGUCUCGGGCCCAUGAGGCCUGCGGAAUCAGCGAUAUUUUCCAGACGCAUUGAAGUUAUGUAUUACAGAAAUUAGUUGCUUAAAUUGUUGUGAGGCAAAUGAAACUUUUACGCUACUCGUAAUUUACUUAAACUUUAUUUAAGCUUUAAGCAACUCUACUGUAUUGUCCAUUAGAAUUUCACAGUUGAAUGAGACAAAAUGGGCAAGGUAGAAUGAAUUCAAAAGAAACAUGUACUGAAUGCUGUAAUAAGCUAAAAUAUACUUUCUUCCAUGUGUACUUAUUUUAAAAAUGGAAAUAAAAUAUUCUUUUUAUUGUUA